GGGAGAGAGAGAGAGAGAGAGAGAGAGAGAGUGAGAGAGAGAGGCGCUGCUAUUACUAGUGACAGGAAACGGCAGCGAGCAUAUACAGUCUGGAGAGCAGCUGAUGCGACAAGAUGCUGAGCAUCGCCUUGCUGUGUGCGUGCGCUGUCGCCUUUGGACACGUCGCUGCUCGCUCCGAAAGCGGCAAUUUUUUGGAUGAUAAAUGGCUUGCCGGAAGAUGGGAUAAAUUCCGAGAUGAAGUGGAGGAGCCUGGAACAUGGAGUCCAGCCAAGCCCUUCGAUCAAGGCCUUGAUCCAGCCAAAGAUCCCUGUCUGAAGAUAAAAUGCGGUCGCCACAAGGUGUGUGUGGCUGAGGAUUACAAGGCAGCCACUUGUGUCAGCCUGAGGAGAGUCAGUUUUAAGGACCCCAGUUUGUACCAGAAUCCAGGUUCAAAGUGCAAACCCUGCCCAGUGGUUCAUCCCUCCCCUGUGUGCGGAACUGAUGGACAUACCUACUCCACCAAGUGUAAGUUGGAAUACCAGGCAUGCAUCACCGGAAAGAAGAUCGCUGUGAAGUGCCCUGGCAUGUGUCCUUGCCCCUCUCAGCCUGAACACAGCUCUGCAGAGAAGAAAGUGUGCAGUGAAGCAGACCUGAAGGAGGUGGUGAGUCGUCUAAGAGACUGGUUCAGAGUGCUGCAUGAGAAUGGAAACCACAAGAGAGUCAAGAUCCAGAAACCAGAGAAGAACAAGUUUGAGGUUGGGGCUUCACCUAUCUGUAAGGAUCCUCUGGGCUGGAUGUUCUCCCGCCUGGACACGAACUUUGACCUCCAGCUUGACGAGUCGGAGAUCAAGAGCCUUUACCUGGACAGGAAUGAGCCGUGCUCCGAUGCUUUCUUUAGAUCCUGCGACACGCAUGCCGACAAAGUUAUAACCAGCUCAGAGUGGUGUACAUGCUUCCAGAGGCACACAGAUUCCCCUUGUAAAGCAGAGCUGUCAAGCAUCAACAAAAAGCAGGCUGGGAAGAAGCUGCUUGGCCAGUAUCUGCCAUCCUGUGAUGAGGAUGGUUACUACAGGUCCCACCAGUGCCACAGCAGCAGUGGCCAGUGCUGGUGUGUGGAUCGCUAUGGCAACGAGGUGGCUGGAUCACGCACCCAUGGCCCAGCAGACUGCGGUGUGGUUUUGGAGUCUUCUGGAGACCUCGGGAGCGGAGACUCUCUGUUCUCUGAUGACGAUGAAGAUUCCUUCGUCCUCAAUGACCAGGCUGGGAUGGAUGACGAGGAUGACGAGGAUGAGGAGGAUGACGAUGACAACGAAGAAUAUCUGUCGUAAUUUAAUUUGAUUUUUUUUUAAAGAGAAAAGAAAAAGAGAAAACUGUUCAUUUGGUCCAACUGCACGUUUCUAGGUGACUCCCCAGGCAGAUACUUAAUCGUACUAACAGCCUAUGGACUACUCUCUGUGUAUUGUUUGUUCAUAAGUAAAUACCAAUAUUCCUGGCAAACGUUCAUGUUUUCUCUUCCUGUCUAAUAUAACAUAUGAUUGGUUAAAGGCACUUAUUCACUCGCUUGUCAGCCAACCAGAGAAAAUUACAACGACUAAUCGAAAGCCAAUCCAGUGGUUUGGAUGUGGUGACGUGUGCAACGACCUCUCCCUUCAUUGGACAGUCCAUGUCUUUUAGUGUGUCCUGUCCUUGUGCAGCACUCUGAUGCCUGAGUGUGCUGAUGCCUUAGGCAUAAUGUUAAAGAGAUUUCUCCUCUUCUUUAUCCCCCCCUCCUCAUCCUCUCUUCCCUUCCCCUUUGUUCCUUAUCUAAUGUUCCUGUGUAUAGGUGGGAUGUUGAUGAUGUAGAUAUGAGAAUAUUGCACUCUUUAGGUUUCUUUUGAUCCCGAUUUGCAAACUAUAACCUUAUGGAAAUGUGAGAUAAGAGUUAGACAUGCUUCAUUAGAAGAAUUAAGGCAAAAACGCAGUGUGAGUUGGAUAGCAAUCAGAACCGACACGGCUAGUUGUUUUCACUGAGACACAAAUCAAGACAAAUCAUCUCAAAAGGCUUCGCAACAGGAACAGCCAAGCUGCUGUUAGAAAAAAAAAGACUGUGGUGUUGGAAAAAAAAAAAAAAAAAAACAUUAUCUAUUUUUCUAAUCCAUUGUUCGACAAAUACAGAGGAUUAAACAGAUUUGGUGGUAGCAUGUCUAAUACCGCGUGCUGUAGUUUCACUCUGUAGGACCGGAGGCUAAACCUGUGUGGAAGUCAUAAUGGAAUUUGGGGUUGAAAUAAUGCCUCAAGCACGAACAGAUGAAACCACACCAACAGAGUUAUAGCCUGCUUAAGCCACAAUCUUUUGAAAACGUGUAAUAACACUGUAUACUGACCUUUUAUACAUCAGAGAGCUGAAGCAUAAUCUCAUCGUAGCUCGCCAUUAAAGAUUAUUGUAACUUGGUAAAUUUUCAGAUGUAAGCAGAGCAUACAGUAUUUAAAUAAAAUCGUGUAAAAAUAUGAUUUGAGCACACAGUGUAACUCAGUAACUCUCUUACACACAUAAAAACACAGACUUGUGCACUACACACCUGUUUAGGGUAUGGUGUUUGGGGGUAAGGUGUGCCUUUUGUUGGUAAGGACCGAUAUGGAAGGAGAAGCAUGCAUACUGGACUGGACCUGACAUAAGCCCGUCAUUACACUGCAUAAGAGCGGCAUUUAUUUCAUAAGGCAGAAGGAAACUUAGACAGCAUUCUUUGGUCUUUGAAUGCUUAGUGUUUCGGAUGUCUCCUAUGACGGCUUUACACGGGCCAUAUUUCAGAUUUUCCCUCUUGAUUUGUUACAUAGAAUAGCUAGAAUGUAGAGAAGCACAGAGAUACUUAGCAGUUAAGGUAUACAGUACAAACACAUACUUAGAUUCUGCUGGAGUUGAAAAUGUUUUAUAUAUUAGUACAGUGGCUAGACAAAGCUUUUGGUUUAGACAGCUUUAUUUUAAAAAAACAAAAAUAAAAAAGAUGAUCAUCUUACAUUGUUUGCUUUUAUUUUGUUUCUAAAGCUUGACCUUUACCCGAUCUGCUCUAAGAACAUGUAAAAUGUGUCAGGGCUGAAAACUUGGGUUUAAAAGUGAUUCCAGAUUUGUAUAUUCUCGAUAGGUCCUGUGACUGUGGCUGUUACGGUUAUACAAACCUGGUACCAGCUGAACUCUUAUGUCUUUUUUUUUUUUUUUUUUUUUUUUUUUUUUUUUUUAGUAAUCUGCUGUUGGGCUUCAUUUUAAAUCUCUUCUCUUGAAAUUCCAUGUUAAGACCUGAAAAGUGCCAUCUAUUUUCCAAUGAGAUUUUUUCCCCCCAUUUUCCCCCCAUUCCUUUUAACUUGGAAUUUCAAUACACUUUUUGAAUCGGAAUACAUGUCAAAGUCUUAGAGUGUGUCGUUUCUUUGGUGUGAUGACAUGCGAAUCAUUUUGAUAACCUCUGACACUGUAGCCAUGCUCAACCAAUCACACGCUGUCAUCACAGGUCUGGUAUAGUAUUGUUUAAAGGUUAUGAAACAGAUGCAUUUUUUACAGUGUAUGUAUGAUUUGCUGAAAUAAAAGCUAUAUUGACCAACA
Myripristis murdjan (pinecone soldierfish) is the source of this 3550-nucleotide messenger RNA. It is a transcript of the gene spock3, whose product is annotated as SPARC (osteonectin), cwcv and kazal like domains proteoglycan 3. The transcript has 12 exons. Bases 114 to 1307 code for a protein of 397 amino acids. The record is from RefSeq and is a predicted model, not a curated record. Gene Ontology annotation, molecular function: extracellular matrix binding; calcium ion binding; collagen binding. Lineage: Eukaryota; Metazoa; Chordata; Actinopteri; Holocentriformes; Holocentridae. Gene Ontology annotation, biological process: anatomical structure development.